This is a messenger RNA of Copidosoma floridanum, 2089 nucleotides long. RefSeq names its product trypsin-like serine protease domain-containing protein masquerade (gene mas). NCBI's taxonomy places the organism in Eukaryota, Metazoa, Arthropoda, Insecta, Hymenoptera, Encyrtidae. Gene Ontology annotation, biological process: proteolysis. Gene Ontology annotation, molecular function: serine-type endopeptidase activity. The record is from RefSeq and is a predicted model, not a curated record.
GAGGAACGAUACCGCGGCAGCUAUCGGGGGCCCGAUCGGCACGACGAGCAGCACCACCACCAUCACUCAGAGGCCCGUCACCACGACCAUCCAGCCUGGCACUGCGAGCACGGUCACGCCGAUCAUGCUGACGAGUCCCACGUUCACGGAUGACAAAAAGAAUGCAUCGGACAAGUUGAUCACUAGGACGUGCUCUGGCAUCUGCAUGUCCGAGAGAAUCGCCAACUACUGCGACGCGGUCUGGAACAUCGAGUCACUCUGCAAGAGCGGCUUCAAGUGUUGCGUGUCGCGCGACAUGUUUGGCAACUCACCGCCUCCUGAGCUCCUCGUCAUCGACCGCACCAAAUCCAACCUGACGCACAUCGAUAAUUUUAAUUCCUCCGUCUCCCCAACGUCCUACACCUCCUACCCUCUUUCCUCUAACUCCACAGUAUUGUUGAUCACGAGUUCACCAGCUCCGACGACCUUCUUGUUGUCGACCAACACGUUGCCCUCCGCGAGACCUGCUUCGCCCUCGGUGCAGACAAGCACCUUGACCACUACCCUCGCCACGACCAGCAAACCCAAGCCCGUCACCCAGCCGCCCAAAGAAUGCAAGGGCGACUGCGUCAAUCCACUGUUGGCCCUCAUCUGCGACAACGUCGACACUGACGCCGACUGUGGGGACUCGGGUUACUGCUGCAUCAGGGAUCCCCCGAAGGAGGAGCCAACGACGACGACGCCGAAACCUACGACUAAGGCGACGACAAAGCUGCCGUCCUGUCCAGGCUUCUGUCUGAUGAACAUCAUGUUGGCUUUCUGCGAGAGACCGAACGCCAUUAUUUACCGGACAUCCACCUGUUCCUCGGGACAAUUCUGCUGUGAUACCACCAAGAGCCCAUCGACGAGGAGACCAAGGCCAAAAUCGACCACGCCCAGACCGUCGCCGACGACGACCGUCGCUCUACCCCCCGAUCCACGUCCCGAGUGCCGGGGAUCCUGCAUAGUGUCGUACCUAUCCUUCACCUGUUUCAACAACGCCGAGGUGACGAGCAUCUUCAAGUGCAAGAAUCUUGGUCAUCUGUGCUGUGCCGCCAAAUCAGUCAUCCGCGAGUACCUGGGAAUCCAGGCGGACAACGCGACCGUGGCCCAACUGAACAAUAGAAACGACACAGUCACGCCUCCGUCCUUGGCACAACAACCGCCGCCGUCGACUCCAUUGUCGACGACCUCGUUGACGACGACAAUGAUGACAACGACGACGGCCAGGAGCCCGGUGUACAGCAAAUACGUGUGCGGCGUGAAGGGCACGUCGAGGGCGCCGAUCCAGGCGCGCAGUCUACAGCUGCAAUCUCCCGAGCGCGGUGCCAGGGUCGUCGGUGGCGAGGACGCCGACGCCAACGAGUGGUGCUGGCAGGUCGCCCUCAUAAACUCGCUCAACCAGUACCUGUGCGGCGGUGCCCUCAUCGGUACCCAGUGGGCACUCACUGCAGCUCACUGCAUCACAAAUAUUGUGAGAUCGGGCGACGCGAUCUACGUGAGGGUCGGCGACGUCGACCUGACCCGCAAGUACGGCAGCCCGGGGGCGCAAACGUUGCGCGUCGCCACGACCUACAUACACCACAACCACAACAGCCAGACCCUGGACAACGACAUAGCGCUCCUGAAGCUGCACGGCCAGGCCGAGCUCAAGGACGGCGUUUGCCUGGUGUGCCUACCAGCUCGGGGGGUCAGUCACACGGCCGGCAAGAGGUGCACCGUCACCGGUUACGGCUACAUGGGCGAAGCUGGCCCAAUUCCGUUGAGAGUACGUGAGGCGGAGAUUCCGAUCGUGAGUGACGCGGAAUGCAUCAGGAAAGUCAAUGCCGUGACGGAAAAGAUCUUCAUUCUGCCAGCGAGUAGCUUCUGCGCCGGUGGCGAGCAGGGCAACGACGCCUGCCAGGGCGAUGGAGGUGGUCCGUUGGUGUGCCAAGACGACGGUUUCUACGAGCUGGCCGGCUUGGUCUCGUGGGGCUUCGGCUGCGGACGGGUGGACGUGCCCGGGGUCUACGUCAAGGUCUCGGCCUUCAUCGGCUGGAUAAAUCAAAUCAUCUCGGUCAACAACCUGUAG